CAGAUUAUGCAAACAUAGAAGGUUAACACUUUUCCGUGAUUUAUAUGUGACUUAUUUUUAUUAAUUCUCCCAUUUAAACAUGGCUGCCCCCAUAAAAUCGUGAAAUAUUGGGAAACGAAGCAAACAACACAUAACAAAUAUGCUCUGAAUAAAGUAAAAAUUCGCUCCUAUCUAACAUUUAUAAGAUGGCAGGUCGCGGAAGAGGUAGGGGAAAGUCGGUGUCCUUUGAUGUUCAGGCACUGGGUUUCGGGAGGGGUGAAGCCCUCCCUGCUGCCAUCAUGCAGCCACCACCUAUAUUUCCGAACCAGGAAUUUAAACCAGUUCCGCUGGUUGAAGAUGAGGAUAUGCAGUACAUAGUGGCUCUAAAGCAGGAGUUUGUUGGCUCUCUCAGGAAGUCCAAGUACUUCCUGACCCUUGGUGAAAAGAAGAAGGACAUUGAACGAUACACUGACAAGUACCAGCUCAACCAACAGGACUCUGGAGAGACUUUCACUCCAGACUGGAACAGGUUCCCAGCUGAGCUCAAGGUCAGAGAAAGAAAGGUGAAGAAGCUGAGGACUUCAGCUGUACCAAACAUUCCACAAAGGAAGAAAGAAAGUGUGAAAGUGAAGGAGGAAGAUAUUGCUAAAGCUCUAGAAAACCUUGAAAAGGAUGAGGCACAGGUUGAUGAGGCAGAGGAGGGUGGGGAAGCAGAGGAGAAGAAGAAGGAAGGAGAAGAUGAUGAGGAUGAGGCAAACCUGGAGGACGAACUGGAGUAUGAUGAAGAUGACCUGGAGGAGGAGACAGACUAUGCGGUCAGUUACUUUGACAAUGGUGAAGGUUAUGGAGAUGAUGAUGGUGAUGAUGAUGAGGGACCUGUCUAUUGAAUGGCAUCUUCCGGUAAACAGAGACCAGUCUACUGUGCAAGCUGUAUUGUUAACUUGUGCUUUACUUAUAUGUCAGAUUGGAUGAAACUAUUGAUGCAGUGGUCACUGAUGUAAAAGCAAAAAGGUUGUGGUGUUGUUUUGAAGCAGGUUUUGUGAUAAGCUGUUUCUCAUGUGAGCAUAAGAAUAUGACCUGGUGGUCAGUCAUGGUCAAGUGAUGAUAGAAACCCAGUGCUGUCAUACAUAGAAUGUCAUAAUUCCAUGCAUCUUCCAGCAGUUACAAGUAGCUGUUCUCAAGUAGACAAUAUAUAUAAUGAAUUCAUAUACAUGUUCAAAUAUUCAAAUAAGCUAAUCAAGACAUAGACCAUGUUGUCUUCCUAUGCCUGGUGACCCCAUAUUAUUUUGGUGGCAUUUUAAAGGGCAUUUCUUACUGUUGACAAAUAUAUAAAAUGACCCAAAAAGCAUUAUAAAGUUUUAAUUGCAGUCAAUAAUUUUGUUCUUUUUUCCAAUUGAAAUUGGGUGUGAAAGGACCUAUUUUGCAAUAUGUUAAGGUCAAAAAAGCUUGUUUGUAAUGUAUGUCUCAUUUUUUUCACAUAUUCUCAUUACACCUUUUCUGAUGGUUCCAAAAUGAUAUGUGUCACCAAGUAUUCUUAAUUUAUAUGAUUGUACAUGAUUGUACCUUGAAGUCUGGUGAGUAAACUUUAAAGAACCUAUCUCUAGGUUACAAUCAGAGGUCAAUUAUGUACAUCUGUUCAGUUUGUUAUGUUUCUUGGCUGUUACUUAGUCUUUGAAGGAUUUUGAAAUAACUCGAUAUAAAAUGAGCCGCAACGCAUGAUUUUGGGCCUUCUUGGGACAUAAAUUUGCUAUAGUAAUGUUUUAAGGUAUUUGAAUUAAAUGAUAUCACUUAAAUUAAGUAAGAUAAGUGUUUACAAGUGAGACCAUGUAUUGCGCAUUUUGAAUACUAAGUUUGACUUCAUUCACAUAACUAGUUACAAAAUUAACGUAUCAAUAUUACAACUAGCUUAUAAUUUAAAUGAUUUUCGUAACAUAAAUUAAGAUAAUCAUGAUGAAUCAUUUUUGUAUUUUUAAUACAUUUGGCCAAUUCAAAAACAGACUAUUAAUGCAGUCAAAAUAUGUCGGGACUAAUUUGUAAUAAUUAUGUCCGAAGGCCCAAAUUCGCGCGAUGCGGCUCAAAUAAUGUUCACACUACAUGUAUAUAUAUUUAUUUAUAAUCAAUAUGUCUUGUAAAAAGGCAUGUAACAAGUUCAAGUGUCAAGGUAACAGUUCUUUCAAGAAUGUAAGUUCGGACUUAGACAGAAGUAGGAUUGCAAUAGAUUGAUCAUUUUGCAUGCACUAUCUCGACUCCUGGCUAAAAGUUGAUUUAUACAGUACGUGCACAGACGAUCAUUUUAAGAAUAAAAAAUAUUUAAUGACAGUUCUUGAAAAUGAAAUUAAAAAUAUUACUUUAUGUAAAAGGUUGUCAUUUCUAUAUAAAGGUAUGCAAGUAAUGAAAUGUGAUUGUUGCAUGAUAAAACAAGUACAUGUGAACUUGUUAUUUAUAUUGUUCUUAGCAUGAGGAAAUGCUAUCCAUAUAAAUGUAUAACUGUUGCAGCUAUACCUGCAGUCAUUAUUGUUACCGUAGAAACAUGUUAUAUUAAAAGUGCACCAUUUGUUAAAAUGUUACUG
Mya arenaria is the source of this 2549-nucleotide messenger RNA. Its product is annotated as DNA-directed RNA polymerase III subunit RPC7-like. The record is from RefSeq and is a predicted model, not a curated record. Bases 186 to 866 code for a protein of 226 amino acids. Gene Ontology annotation, biological process: transcription by RNA polymerase III. NCBI's taxonomy places the organism in Eukaryota, Metazoa, Mollusca, Bivalvia, Myida, Myidae. The transcript is spliced from 5 exons. Gene Ontology annotation, cellular component: RNA polymerase III complex.